AUGUAUGUAUGUAUGUAUGUAUGUAUGUAUGAAUGUAUGUAUGUAUGUAUGUAUGUAUGUAUGAAUGUAUGUAUGUAUGUAUGUAUGUAUGUAUGUAUGUAUGUAUGUAUGUAUGUAUGUAUGUAUGUAUGUAUGUAUGUAUGUAUGUAUGUAUGUAUGUAUGUAUGUAUGUAUGUAUGUAUGUAUGUAUGUAUGUAUGUAUGUAUGUAUGUAUGUAUGUAUGUAUGUAUGUAUGUAUGUAUGUAUGUAUGUAUGUAUGUAUGUAUUUGCGCAGUUAUAUUGAGUUGCGCGGUUAUAUUGGGUUAUAGAGUUGUGCGGUUAUAUAAAUUUGCUCUGUUAUAUAGAGUUGCGCGGUUAUAUAGAGUUAUAUGGAGUUGCGCAGUUAUAUAG
Molecule: messenger RNA, 390 nt
Organism: Helobdella robusta
Lineage: Eukaryota; Metazoa; Annelida; Clitellata; Rhynchobdellida; Glossiphoniidae
Exons: 2
Coding region: 1-390 (129 amino acids)
Source: RefSeq, a predicted model, not a curated record